AUGAGCAAAACCGCCAGUAGGCCCGAUUGGGCAGACGACCUCAGCGACGCUGAGCCCACAACCGAUCUUCCCGCCCCAGUCACAACCACCGAUCCCAAGACUGGUAUCAAGACCACCGUGUCAUACCGCAUCAACGAUGACGGCAAAAAGGUCAAAGUCACCACGAAGAUCCGCACAAUCACCAAGAGACACACCGUAAACCCAGCGAUUGCAGAACGGCGCUCGUGCGCAAAGUUUGGGCUGGAGAAAGGACACGCUGUAGGGCCCUCCUCAGACACCACAACAGUCGGUGAGAACAUUGUCUUCAAGCCCUCAAGAGACUGGAAGAAUGUGCAAGCACAAGAAGCGAAAGAGGGUGGUGGCAAAGCCGAGGAGAAGAGUCUGAAGGAGCAACUACGGGACAAGAAGGUCAAAUGCAGAAUCUGUCAAGGCGAACAUUUCACAGCCAGAUGUCCCUUCAAGGACACAAUGGCCCCAGCAGACGACGGCACGACACCGGCCGCGGAUCCAAUGGCCGAAGACGGAGAAGAAGUUAGCAAGGUUGGUGGACUGGGCAAAGGCGGCUCGAGCUACGUUCCACCCCACCUGCGAAAUGGUGGGGGUGCUGCUGCUGGCGAGCGCAUGGGAGGCAAGUACGAGAGAGAUGAUCUCGCCACUCUGAGGGUUACCAACGUUUCUGAGAUGGCUGAAGAAAAUGAGCUCAGAGAUAUCUUCGAGCGUUUCGGACGCGUCACGAGGGUGUUCCUGGCCAAAGACCGCGAGACAGGACGCGCCAAGGGCUUUGCUUUCAUUAGUUUCGUCGACAGAGCCGAUGCUGCGCGUGCUUGCGAUCGUCUAGACGGCUUCGGCUACAAGCACUUGAUCCUGAAGGUCGAAUUCGCGAAGAAGCAGACGUAG
Molecule: messenger RNA, 897 nt
Organism: Cyphellophora attinorum
Lineage: Eukaryota; Fungi; Ascomycota; Eurotiomycetes; Chaetothyriales; Cyphellophoraceae
Product: Eukaryotic translation initiation factor 3 subunit G
Exons: 2
Coding region: 1-897 (298 amino acids)
Cellular component (GO): cytoplasm; eukaryotic translation initiation factor 3 complex
Molecular function (GO): translation initiation factor activity; RNA binding
Source: RefSeq, a predicted model, not a curated record